AUGAGGGAACUUACUUCGGAUGACUCCACUGGAAACACGCUGGCCCACAGGCGAUCGCCAGGUAUCAGGGCGGGAAUUCCCAUCAGUUUUCUAAGCCUUCACGAGAAAGGCUCUGAGGAAAAAGAUGACGAGGCAGGCUCCCAUGCCGCGAACAGGCCCAAGCAAGUAGAGGGUUCUCAUGAAGGAAUGCCAGCCGCAGCAGAAGGGGAAGAAGGGCAGUCGCAUGCGGCUUCAGAGGAAGCACCGCGACAGGGGGCCUCGUCGGUAGAGGAGCAGCAUGGCGCGGAUGAGCAGCCGCAGAAUCGUCCUGAGGACGACAAGGAAUCUGAUGAAGACAGUGGAUCGGUUUCUCGUAAGGACGAUACCGUGACUGGAGAGGGGAAGACUCCGGCUGAGCUAACUGAAGAGGAUUUUAAAGAGAUGACGUCUAGUCAAGGCCUUGCCAUCCUGCUUGGUCAAGGAAAAGGGAUGGUGCGAGAAGUUCAAGAAACACUUGAUGGAGUCAACGCCGUUGCCAGUAUCACGCAGCUUAUGGGGCAAGUGCGUGAAGAUAUUCGGAAAGACGUCGAAGCCCUGAAUCGCACAAUUACGGAAGAGUACCAGAACAUCGAGCAGCUUCGGCAGCUUCAAGAAGCUCAAACAGCGGUCCUUCGAUCCCAGCUGAGUUACCUUAUUCCUCUGAAGCGUUCUGAGGUACCCUCUCAGCCUGAAGUAGCCGAAAAAGAGGAUGAGAUACCAGAAUCUUCUGCUUUAGUGGAUUUCUGCAACGUGUUACCAGUUGCGCUGAUGCUGUUGUCGCCGUUUUUUCUGAACCUUUGA
Molecule: messenger RNA, 819 nt
Organism: Besnoitia besnoiti
Lineage: Eukaryota; Apicomplexa; Conoidasida; Eucoccidiorida; Sarcocystidae
Exons: 1
Coding region: 1-819 (272 amino acids)
Source: RefSeq, a predicted model, not a curated record